AAACGGGGUUGCUUACAAUUUGCGACAUACGCUCCCAGCAAGGAAGGUUACUCUAACUUGAGCAUAAUGUGCGUCUAUCCUGUUAGAUAGUUACACUAACAUUCUCACUAACGGUUAGGGUAAAGUGAGGCUAAAGUUACGCUAGAAUGACACACUUUUGUUAGGUAUGUUUAUGAUUGGUGCAUAAUUUCCUCUAACCUGUUACACUCACGUUACAUCAACGUUAGAUAUGUUUUGCUUUGGGCGGUUAGGUAGUUGUUAGGGUAGUUUCGGGUGGGAUUUCAUGCUGGUUUAUUUACAUCUAGCUGUCAUCCGAGCAAAAGUGCAUGUAUUGGCGCGAAAUAAAUCUAACCAACACAAGUGCAUUUCUGCUCCGAAUGACAGCUAGAUACAAAUAAAACUGAAUAAUUAGAAGAAUAAUUUAAUUUAUGUUGAAAUCGUGUAUUCAAAGUUCAAUUUUAAUUUUCAUUGUGCUCCUUAAUUAAUUAAUUUGUUUGCUAAAGUGCGUGCGCGAAAACGUGAUGAGAAAAGAAAGAGAUGCACCAAAAUGUCGAUCGCAACGAUCCGUAUCCGCCGGUUCAUGACCAAGCAUCUGCUGAGUCGUAAUCAUAUGAUCUCCGACAUCCUGCAUCCGGAUAUGGCUUGGGUCCCGAAGAAGGAAAUCCGUGACAAGUUGGCAGCCAUGCAUAAAACCACUCCCGAUGUAGUGUUCGUGUUCGGAUUCCAGCUUUGUGAUAGUGAGUCGACCGGCUUUGUGCUGAUCUGCUACAUACCAAGAAGUUCGAACCCAAGCACCGAUCGGGCCGCCGAGAAGAAGAUGAUCCGCAAUGAACGCAAGAACCGUAUGAAGGUGUGCUAUAUCAAGAAGGCCAAGGUCGGAUAAGCAGUAUAGAAGUAAGCGAGUUGCUUGGAGUUGUGUUUACACUCCGUCGAAUUGGAAAAAAUGGAAAUAUAACACUCUUAAUCUAAAUUAAAUUUAUGAUUCUAUUUUUAUCAAGAAAUUGUUACAGGGAACCUUCCUUGAAUUCUCCUGGGACUACAUCGUGUCUUCCUGUAGGGAUGCUUCUAUGAUUCGGGAAUCAAUUUAGAAAUCUCUUCGUAGGUUUGUAUAAAGAUUUCAUCGUGAAAUUCUACGAGAUUCUCUCGGUAAUUCUUCUGCAAAUCACUUUAUAAAAUCCCUUAUCAAUUCCAUUGUUUUCUCUUCAAGAACUUCUUGCAUGAUUUAAACAGAAAUACCUCUGGUAGUUCCUUCAAGCAAA
Messenger RNA from Armigeres subalbatus, 1259 nucleotides. Its product is annotated as small ribosomal subunit protein eS24-like. Gene Ontology annotation, molecular function: structural constituent of ribosome. Gene Ontology annotation, biological process: translation. Gene Ontology annotation, cellular component: ribosome. The transcript has a single exon. Lineage: Eukaryota; Metazoa; Arthropoda; Insecta; Diptera; Culicidae. The record is from RefSeq and is a predicted model, not a curated record. The coding region runs from base 548 to 883 and encodes 111 amino acids.